Molecule: messenger RNA, 1260 nt
Organism: Brassicogethes aeneus
Lineage: Eukaryota; Metazoa; Arthropoda; Insecta; Coleoptera; Nitidulidae
Source: the annotation of a GenBank genome assembly
UGUAAACAAGAAUGUGUAGGCAGAGAUUUGCCUGGUUUUUGAUUUUCGUCGUUCACUUUUGUUACACAGGUUCAGUGGUUGUAAGAGCCAACGUGCUGAGUUCCAGUGCUAACGAUUUUAACGCUUUGCCAGAAAGUGAAACAUUACCCCCGAUGCAGGCGGGUGCAGAACCUGGGCAAAUUAAAUUUGGACCGUAUUUUGAUGCAUCGACUCCGCGAAACGUAACAGCACUCGUCGGAAAAUCGGCUUAUCUCACUUGUCGAGUUCGCAAUUUGGGAAAUAAAACGGUGUCUUGGAUUCGUCACCGAGACAUCCACAUUUUGACAGUUGGCAGCUACACUUAUACCAGCGACCAGAGAUUCCAGGCGAAUCACCACGCUGAAACCGAUGAGUGGACUUUGCAGGUGAAAUGGGCGCAAAAGCGAGACGCCGGUAUUUACGAGUGUCAGAUCAGUACCCAGCCGGUCAGAAGCUAUUUUGUCAACUUGAACGUAGUGGAGGCUUUGGCUGGGGAUGAGCCAGCCAGAGAAGAGGGCUAUAAAACAUUAAAAGAAAUGCAAAGAACAAUGGGUUCAGUGCCUACCGCUCAGAUUUUGGGGGGGCCCGAUUUACAUGUCGAUAAGGGAAGCACCAUAAACCUGACUUGCUCAAUCCGAUUCAGCCCCGAACCCCCGGCAUACAUUUUUUGGUACCAUCAGGAUGACGUGAGUUCAUUAAAGAACCUUAAAAAAACAGUUAUAAGUUACGAUUCAAGCCGCGGCGGUGUAAGCGUUUUGACUGAAAAAGGUGACGUAACCACCUCUUUCCUCUUGAUUCAACAGGCAGCUCUUUCUGAUUCUGGAAAAUACUCAUGCAGUCCAUCUAACGCCGAUGUGGCAAGUGUCAGAGUGCACGUCCUGAACGGUGAAAGGCCAGCAGCCAUGCAGACUGGAUCAGCGGGACUCUCCAAUAGUUCUUGGACAAUAGGAUUAGUCCUGAUCCUCUCCUAUCUUUACACAAGGUGCAUCGUGAAAAGUUUCGGUAUAUGCUGAAAUUAAUAAUACACUGGAUAUGGAUGUUAAAGUCUGUUAUAGCGUAAUAUACAUUUAAAUAUUACUAAAAUCUAUAGGUUUACUAUAACACAUAAAGACAUUAUUUCGUAUUAGGUGUCUCAUUGUUAUACUCUAUACGGGGACAGGAUAGAAUUUUCAGGUUGGAUCUACUUUUUUGCAGGAAAAAAGUUGAAAGAAUGUGAUACAGGAUAGAUUGUGUAUAUACAUG